Molecule: messenger RNA, 1224 nt
Organism: Exophiala oligosperma
Lineage: Eukaryota; Fungi; Ascomycota; Eurotiomycetes; Chaetothyriales; Herpotrichiellaceae
Exons: 1
Coding region: 1-1224 (407 amino acids)
Source: RefSeq, a predicted model, not a curated record
AUGGACAAUGUCCGAUCGGUGGCAACCACACUAUUCAAACAAAGGCAGAGUAUCGAUUCGGUAUUGGGGUUGAAAAAUCGCGGUCGUAUAAACCAAAACCGAUCAAUGUUGUCCCUUUCGGAUGUACAAUCCAAGAGUCCUGGCAGAAUCGAUCUUGGAGAACUCGACGAUCAUGACGACCACAAUAGACAAGAAGCUCAAAAACUUGUGUCGGACAUGACGGAGUUUGGAUUAAGGACUAGAAGAAGAAAAGAGUGUAGAAUCAGUCCGCCAGUACCCCCUCGACCUUUGAAACCCUUGUUCCAUCGGACAUUACUUGAAGAAGAACAAUACUCCGUGAAAAGGUUGGGAGAUGUCGACAAGGACAAAAGAGGUAAUGCAUUCUCACGAAUACAACCCGACGGUUGGCUCAAAGUCCUACCCAAGAAGUGGGUCGAGGAUGAAUUCAGCAGCAGCAGCAGCAGUGACGACGACGACGACGACAAUGUUAUUGUUCGAGGGGGCAUUGACCGCCAGCGAAUGGCAAGUCAGAGUCAGAGUCAGAGUACAUACAGCCAAGACGAAAUACCAUCAAACCUCAACGCGGGUAAUGAUGAACUCUUGGUAUCAGCAACCGCGCAAAAGUGCGAGGUCUGUAGGUGUCGCCUACAGAACGAUGACUCCGACUACGAUGAUGAAAACCAUGCCGACAACAAUUUCGAUAAUAAUGAUGUAGUGGUAGGAGUGGUGGAACAAGAUCUACUACGUCCGGCACCACUGCGUCUACGUCUACGACAACGACAAGGAAGUCCUGGGAGUGAUGUAGCAUUCGAGGACCACCGUGUGGUCAAAGAACAGAAUGAAGGAGGACUCGAAGAUCAUGACUUUACGAGUUUUGCGACGUCUCACAUUUUAUCCUCAAGGGCAAACUUAUCAUGUACCCCUGAACGCGGCAGAGUGGACAAUCGAUCCGAGAGGGACGAGGACUCUGUUUUGGAUGAUGACAUUGACGAACUACUCGAUCUGUACCUGUACUCGUGUGAGGGAGAGAGUCACACCUGCGGACAAACAAGGCGUAGCAUGAAUGGAGAGCGACCAUCCAAGGCCUCCGGACUCGGAUCAAAUGUCGAUGAACAAAUACCCACAAUGCAAAGUCCAAGAUGUAACAAAGGCUUACUUAACAGUACUCGUUCCCCAACGGCGGUGGUUACAUUCCUGGACGAGGAAGGGCAGACGUGGAUAUAA